Molecule: messenger RNA, 766 nt
Organism: Spodoptera frugiperda (fall armyworm)
Lineage: Eukaryota; Metazoa; Arthropoda; Insecta; Lepidoptera; Noctuidae
Exons: 2
Coding region: 65-622 (185 amino acids)
Source: RefSeq, a predicted model, not a curated record
UCGCUAGAGCAUACAUUGACCAGUAUACGUUGUGCGUUGUACAUAUCAUAUAUAGUCAAACAAAAUGGCUCUGAAGAUUUUUAUUUUACUUAGUUUGUUAACUGCUUACGUAGCCAGUGAUUCUUGUGUCACGUACGAUUUCGAAGAAAAUUUCGAUAAUUUAUUUAGUACCUACGGCACUUGUUAUACUAUACAAGCUCCAUCAUGGGUUAUCGGCGAGUACAGCGACUUGGACAUAGCCAGUCCAAACGAGCGCAGUACUAAAUUCAUUAAACCUUCGGCAAAUGAUCGAGCUAAUUGUGUAGCAUCUUUCCACCUGACGAUGCACUUUGGUGGUAUAUAUGAAUUCAAUUUCUAUUUAGAUCUCGCAGACGAUAGGGACAACAUUCAAAUUAUGUCCUUUUCUGACGAACCCGAUACCUUUUCUGCUAUAACAGGAAUAUUCUUUGUAAAUUCUGGUACUGGAUGGCAGACUGUAAGAACCACAGUAAAUGGUCCAGCGUCUUACAGAGGAUAUAUUGCUAUAUUUUCCAUGGCGUCUCCCAAUUCUACAGUUUUGGUUGAUUCCUUCCGCUAUAUACCGCCUGGUAUGGAUGAAAGUUUAUGUCAGAUUUACGGAUAACCAGCCACCCACCACACAAACACAUCUGAAGCUGACGACGUUUUUGAGAGAAUGUUUUUUAUUUCGAUAUUAUUUUUGGUCUUUUUUGUGUCAAUUAAAUCUAAGUAAAUCUAUUACUAAGUAAAAUAAAGUAUUAAAAUUAAA